GUUAGAAGUUGUUUUGAUUUUGUUGUUAGGUGGUUCAUGUAAAAUUAUUGUCAGUUGUGGUACGCCGCAGGCGCACUAGUCUGCAAUAUUUUGAUAUAAGAAAAAUUAUUUGUUACUGUUUAUCGUUAAUCAUUUAAUAAUUAUGAGGAGGUGUUUAUUCUGAAAUGCAGAUAUGCUUGCAGCACAGUUUUUGAACGUAGUUUUAGAGGAGAAUGAUAAAACCGAAGGAGAACAUUCAGAUGAGCUCCAUGAGAAUAACAAUAAUAUCAAUAUCAACUAUAUUCUUAGUCAGCUUGACAUCAAAUCUCAGCUGGCUAAGAUCCUUAUGUCGGAGUGUAUAAUUGAACCUUCAAAAAUUGCUCAAAAACGGGAAAAGCCAGUGCUGAGUUUUGAAGCUAAUGUCACUCCUAUUUAUGAAACUCCUGCAAAGAAAACAAAGACAAAUAAUGAGCAGUUUGCCUUGAAUGCUGUCGAGGCUGUAUAUUCCGAUGGUGAAGAAGAUGGUGACUCGCAAGCAGUUCCAUGUCCAGUGUGCAACCGGUCUUUCAGCAGAAACUGCUCUCUGGCCUUACAUCUGAAAAGCCAUGAUCCAUUAGAAGAUGCCAGUAAGAGAUUUCAAUGUCAGCUGUGUCCAAGGAGUUACUCACAGAAAUCUGUCCUAAAGAAACAUCUGGCAGUACAUACUGGUGAACGAGAGCGUUGCGCUAUUUGUGGUGCUGGUUUUAGUCAACGAUCUUCUUUGGUGCGACAUGCAAAGCGCAUUCAUGGAGGCUUAUUAAAUAGCCAGCAGGGUACUCAGCAACCUGCUACAGUUCAUCUACAACCAGUAGCCCAACAUGCAUCAAUCAGCACCCAAACAUCUAAUAGUUGUGUUUUAUUGUUGCCUAAUAAUGGGCAACUAUUAGUCAACAACGUCCAUCCCCCUCUUUCGUUGAAACCUUCACUUCCAUCAUCAACUACUUUUAAUGUUGUUCAACCUAGUUCUUCUGUUUUACAGGAGGAUCAAGCUAAGGUUAAUAAUAAUGUACACCAUGUUGGGGUUCCAUGAUAUAUACUCUUAUUCCCUUCUUCCAUUUCCAAAGGCCCUAUUGCUCCUAAGUAUUCAUACACUCCUCUGACACUCAAUCGCACAUCGCGACCUUAAAUAUUCUUGUUAGGUCACUGCACAUUUCAAUGUAUAGUAUAGACUGUAAUAUUAUUUUAUUAAAUGAGGUGACGGUUUGGGUGGGUGGUUAAGAUUAUUCCAUAUAUUUCAUGUGUAUCUCCAAAAAUAAGGCAUAAUCAGAGAUACUGGAAUUAAAGGAGUCAAUCGUUGCAGCAUAGUUAUAAAGAUUAAUUAAAUAUUUUAAAAAUAAAUUAAUUAAUAAGAGAGAAGAAAAUCAAUCGCACUGAUUUCCAAAUAUAAAAACGUUUUAAGUGUUUUAUUUUAUUCUUAAUGUUGAUGCAUUUACAUUUGCAUAAAUAAUUCUUGAGUCAUAUGAAUGUAAUGAUUCAUAAAAAUGUAACUGAAUUCAUUUUGCAUACUCUUUAUUUAUUUUUAUAUUCUAAUUUCG
Molecule: messenger RNA, 1553 nt
Organism: Nezara viridula (southern green stink bug)
Lineage: Eukaryota; Metazoa; Arthropoda; Insecta; Hemiptera; Pentatomidae
Source: the annotation of a GenBank genome assembly